UACAAAAAUAGAAACAUUAAAUUCAAUUAGUAAUUAUUAGAAAAAUAUAAAAAAUGAUUUAAUUUACAUUCUUUGUUCGUGUUGUUAAUACGUGCAUCUGUUAAAUUAAAGAAAAUCUAAGAGAUACUUAAAUUUUUCUAUUGAAAUUUUAACUGAAACAAAAAUCGAUAGUUUUAUUUAGGUAUAGUUUUGUGUUCGUGUGUUUUUGUUUAUGAAUUAUUAAAGACAACACAAAAAUAUAGUAUAAACAUAAAAUGAAUAUCCAUCCACCAAGGGGUACACUAGCCAGAGCUAUAUACGCAAAGUUUCACAACGAUUUCUAUUUGGAUAAAUAUGAUACUCGAUUGUGGUAUAGUAUUAACUCAGACCAUCCAUUUGCCUAUCAUAGCUCAUUUGUGCCCUUAGAGGAACCUGAUGAUAUUACUUUACAAUGGUUGGAAAAAGCUAAAGAUAGUUCCACUAACAUAUGGUUACAUUUGUGGCAUGCUUUUGCUCGCAUUGCACUGCAAUUAUUUAUGACGCAAACGGAUAUUAAUGGGUUUUUAAAAAGAGGUUCAAUGUUUAUUUUGUCGGAACAACAGUUUGCUUUACUGCUAAAGGAGGGUGGCUUUGAUAGUGGUCGACAUGAAAGGGUACGAUUUGUAGAUAUCGGAGCAGGUGAUGGAGAAAUAUCAGCUGUUCUGCUGAAAGCCCUUAAGAUUUCGAAUGAAGACGUUAUAGUAGAUCCGUUUGCUACAGAAGCGAGCUGGACGAUGAGAGAACGCUUAAAGAAGCGUAAUUUCAGUGUGUUGGAGCGUUUAGAUGAAGUACAAAAUGUUCAACUAGUGUCUUGCUUGAAUGUGUUGGAUCGCUGCAUCGAUCCGAUACAAUUGUUGGAAGACAUUCAUCAAGUUUUAGCUCCAAAUGGUCGAGUUAUCAUAGCUUUAGUAUUACCAUAUAUGCAUUAUGUGGAAUGCAAUUCCUCGCAUAUGCCUAUACGUCCUUUAAUGUCACAUUGGCCGGAUAAGGCCAAACAAUAUUCUUUCGAAUCGGAAGCAGCCAUCUUUUUUCGAGUAUUGGAAAAUAUUGGGUUUCAAGUUGAAGCCUGGACAAAAGCUCCUUAUCUAUGUGAAGGCGACUUAAGACAAUCCUAUUAUUGGUUAAUCGAUUUAGUAGUAGUGCUUUCAAAAAAGUCCUAGCUACAUUUUUAAACCAAAAAAUGUUAUAAUUAAACUGAACAACUUUUUAUGUGCGUGUGUAUGCUAAACAAAUAUAACGCACAACCAAAACCAACUAAAUACAACAUAAACAAAACUACUUUAUUUCUAAAUAUGUAUGUACUACUAUUAUACAUAAAGUUAGUUAUAUUUUUAUCUUUAUUAUUUGAUUUUCUUAAUAUAAGAUGGCAUUUAAAUGUUACUUAACUGAAUUUACACACUUUACAUAAUUAUAAAGAUAACGAAAAAAGAUAAAUCCUAUAUAAAUGCGUUUAUAUAUACAUACAAACUUACAUAUAUCACAAAGAGCCUUUGCUAUCUAUUUAAAUAAGUCUCUAAAAAAUGUUAUUGCCAAAAUCUACAUGAAAAAUCAAAUCAUUUUUAGAGUUGCUAAAUGUUAACGAAAAAUAUUAUUUUCUAUAAAAGGGUGCUAUAAAUUGUCUACUUAAAUAAAAAUCUAAUGGUUUGAAAAAAAAAUAUACAUAAAUUAUGAACUGUAUAAAUCUUAAAGAGAAAAA
Messenger RNA from Calliphora vicina (urban bluebottle blowfly), 1714 nucleotides. RefSeq names its product protein-L-histidine N-pros-methyltransferase. Bases 255 to 1178 code for a protein of 307 amino acids. The transcript is spliced from 3 exons. The record is from RefSeq and is a predicted model, not a curated record. NCBI's taxonomy places the organism in Eukaryota, Metazoa, Arthropoda, Insecta, Diptera, Calliphoridae. Gene Ontology annotation, molecular function: protein-L-histidine N-pros-methyltransferase activity.